Eurytemora carolleeae is the source of this 1111-nucleotide messenger RNA. RefSeq lists its product as uncharacterized. The record is from RefSeq and is a predicted model, not a curated record. Gene Ontology annotation, biological process: G protein-coupled receptor signaling pathway. Gene Ontology annotation, molecular function: G protein-coupled receptor activity. Gene Ontology annotation, cellular component: membrane. Bases 3 to 725 code for a protein of 240 amino acids. The transcript has 10 exons. NCBI's taxonomy places the organism in Eukaryota, Metazoa, Arthropoda, Copepoda, Calanoida, Temoridae.
AAAUGUCUUGGAAAUGCACAGAGGAUAAACAUUAUGAAGAAUGUUUAAUUAACGUUGUUCGCAGAAUUGGAUACACAGUAGUUUGUCCAAUAUUUAUUUUCCUCGGUAUAUUCGGCUGUAUUAUGAAUUUAAUGGUUAUGACAGGUCCUAGGUUUAGGAGUAAAACAUAUCUAUAUCUCCGCGCUCUUUCAGUUUCUGAUCUGAUCUUCCUGUGCUGGUGUGUCAGCUUCUUCUAUUCUGUAUUCAGUGAAGCGAAAAGUGCAGGUUUUCUCACUUAUCAGGCACAAUAUGAAAAGGCAUUGGUAAACGGCUUUGUAGGAACAUCAAUCUUCAUCAUUGUAGCAGUUACCCUUGACAGGUACUACCGGAUAUGUCGACCCGGAAACCUGCCUAGAGAUAAUCAAUCCGGAGUUUAUAUCUGUAUAUCCAGGUACUACCGGAUAUGUCGACCCGGAAACCUGCCUAGAGAUAAUCAAUCCGGAGUUUAUAUCUUUAUUGCUGUAUUCGGUGGAUUCGCAAUUCAAGUCCCUCGAGUGUUUCAAGAAACAAUAGCCACUGAGUGUGUUCGAGUUGGCUUGAUGAACCAGACCUGGCGGACCGGAAGGUUUCAUGGAGCUCUUUGCAACUGUCAGGGAACCUCGGGGCACUCAAAUUACUUUUCCGGACUUUUUUGUAUGAAAACCACUCUUAGCUUUAAAUAUCAUUGCGUUUUACUUAAUUUCUAAGUGCUGCAGCUAGAACAUGCUAGGGAGGCUAUAGACUUUGGGAAAUUACAUUACAUCUUAAAUUAGAUGAAAAUAAGGAACUUAGCCGAAAACUUGAGAAUUGGAGAUGUCGAGAUCAAUGCUUGAUAUUCUCCUUUUGUUCAUCUGAAGAUUAAUAUAAUCUUUAUUUUGAUAUCCAAAUUGGUUGUAUUUUGAUAUCCAAAUUGGUUGUAUUUUAGGCACUUUUCUGGAUAUGAUCAUAUCAAUCAGCAGUUUAAUAAAAAGGUGAGAUCAUGCAUUGAUCUCGAUAUCCGCAUUUCUAAAGUCGUUUGCAUCAGAAGCCAGGAAAUUUGUUGCAUAAUAAAUUGAGAAAAUUCUCAUUAGUGAGAACCCAGCAGGGAUCUAAC